AUGGAUACAGAGGGAAGCUCUGUGCCAAUGGCAAUUCCUAGGUUCGAUGGCUACUACAAUCAUUGGGCCAUGACAAUGGAUAAUUUCAUUAGAUCAAAGGAGUGUUGGGAUGUCAUAGAGCCAGGAAUUCCAGCGAUGCCACAAGGGGCUGAAAUUAGUCAGCCAAGAUCGUUUUCCUCCGUGGUAGCAGAAAGGACGCAGCAAAUUGAAGGGCAGCAGAAGCAGUCGGAGGAGCGACGCCAACAAAUGGAGGAACAAUGUAAGUUUGUGGAGAAGAUGAAGUUGAAAGAUCUCAAGGUUAAAAAUUUUCUGUUUCUAGCCAUAGAUCGGAAAAUUAUGGAGACUAUCCUUGUCAAGGAUACAUCUAAACAAAUCUGGGAUUCCAUGAAGCUGAAAUACCAAGGAACCAGUAAGGUGCAUAGAGCACAACGACAUGCUCUAAGAAAGGAGUUUGAAAUCUUGCAGAUGAAGGUAGGAGAAAGUGUUGAUGAGUAUUUUGCUCGUACCUUGAUAAUUGAGAAAAUACUACGAUCAAUGACGCCAAAAUUUGACUAUGUCGUUUGUUCCGUGGAAGAAUCAAAAGAUUUGGACACUUUAACAAUCGACGAAUUACAAAGUAGCCUAUUGGUACAUGAACAAAGGAUGAAGGGACAUGAGAAAGAAGAACAGGUUAUUAAAGUCUCGCUUGAAGAUAGGCUUGGAGGAAGAGGAAGAGGACGUGGAGCUUUUAGAGGAAGAGGACGAAGUGGAGGUAGACAAAGCUUCAACAAAGCAACUGUGGAAUGUUUUAAAUGCCACAAGCUUGGGCAUUUUCAAUAUGAAUGUCCUAGCUGGGAGAAAAGAGUCAACUAUGCUGAAUUGGAUGAAGAUGAGGAGCUGCUUCUAAUGUCGUAUGUUGAGAUGAAUAAUUACAAUAGAGAAGGUGUGUGGUUCCUUGACUCAGGGUGUAGCAACCAUAUGUCAGGAAACAAACAAUGGUUCACUAAUCUUGAUGAGGAGAGCUCGGUAACAAUAUGA
Argentina anserina (silverweed cinquefoil) is the source of this 1017-nucleotide messenger RNA. RefSeq lists its product as uncharacterized. Gene Ontology annotation, molecular function: zinc ion binding; nucleic acid binding. The coding region runs from base 1 to 1017 and encodes 338 amino acids. The transcript has a single exon. Lineage: Eukaryota; Viridiplantae; Streptophyta; Magnoliopsida; Rosales; Rosaceae. The record is from RefSeq and is a predicted model, not a curated record.